UGACACAGUUGAAGUGAACACGGGGCGAGGUCACAGGAGGGAAUAUAAAACAUUUUUUGUGAGGCACAUUUCAUUUUCCUUCAUUCAUCAUCGCUGCAGCAGCUCAACUUUCAGUGACAGCAGCGAUGGAAGCAGCAGUUUUGUCUAGAAGCAGAGCGGGGGGGCUGUUCUUCCUCUUCACUCUGCUGGGUCUGGUUUGCAUCACGACUUCACUGAUGGAUGACAACACACUGGAGAAGUACAAGAGAGAGGUACAGGAACUGGAACAAAAACGGGAGAAAAGGAAGGCACACGGGGCGAGGUCACAGGAAGGAGAGUAUACCACAUUUUGAGGUGAGGCAUCAAAUCAUUCCCUUCAUCCAUCACCGGUACAGACGCUCUCCUUUCACUCACAUCACAGCGAUGGCAGCAGCAGUUUCAUCCAGAAGCAGAGGAGCAGCGGGGGGGCUGUUCUUCCUCUUCACUCUGCUGGGUCUGGUUUGCACCGCAGCUUCACUGAUGGAUGAGAACCAACUGAAAUAUCUCAAGGAAACAGUUCAGGAAGUAGAACAAGACCUGGACAAAUUGAAGGCAGACAGGGACACCGACUCAGAGUUCAGUAAUGGAUUCAUGAGCCUCCUUGACCCAACGAUGGCGUUUGUGAGGAAAGCUGCGGAAGGAUCACCUGAAUUAUCUGCAUUCACGGAGGAAUAUCUAAAGAGCACUAAGGGCUUCAUGGAGAAUGUUAAGUCUCUCAUGGAUGGGGAUAAUGAGGAGCUAGAUGCAAGGAUUUUGAAAUUGCAACAGCGUCUGAGAGCAAGCAAGAAAAAAGUCCAAGCCCUGGAGGAGUACCAUGCUGAAUUGUAACCUCCAUAUCAACCAGUGCCUCCAUGAUACUGCACCUAUUGUAUCUGGGAGGUUUCUAUUUCUUACUGAGCUGCUCCAUCUUUACAUUACAAUGCACUGGCUUAGAAAUCAUGAAUUUCUGUAAUUUAAAAUAGGUUAUCGAUAAUAGGUGUGUUGACCUGCAACUGUAAAUGAAUACAUGUGCUGUUCAAAUGUACUAUAUUCAAUGUUGUUGCUCAACAUAAUAAAAACAAUGUUUGUAUAACA
This is a messenger RNA of Trematomus bernacchii (emerald rockcod), 1092 nucleotides long. RefSeq lists its product as uncharacterized. The coding region runs from base 220 to 846 and encodes 208 amino acids. NCBI's taxonomy places the organism in Eukaryota, Metazoa, Chordata, Actinopteri, Perciformes, Nototheniidae. The transcript has 7 exons. The record is from RefSeq and is a predicted model, not a curated record.